AAACUGAUAAAAAGACAUUUAAGUCAUGUCAAGGGAAAGGGAUACACUUAUUUCUCGCUUAUUCACUGUCGUACUACUAAAAGGAGCAAUCGGUCUGUCAGAACCAUACAUAAAUUCCGCCGUUGGUUACACAGCAUAUUUGCCUUGCAUCAAUAUACAGGGAAACAUAAUAAUUCAGUGGUUGCGUCUAAACGAGAACACAGAAACAGUAGACAGUACUUAUACUACAACAUACACAGAUGGUUGGACAGUUAAUAGAAAUUUACCGCACCACGAAAGGCUGGGGAUCGUUGGCUUAAAAGGUGGAGAAAAGUACAAUUUGAAAAUAUCCAAUUUAACAAUAGAAGAUUCUGGAAGAUAUAGCUGUGCAGUUGAUAAUCCAAAUGGCACUCAGUAUUCCUAUGUCACGUUAAAAGUUGAAGACUUGCAAACGACCAUUCGUUAUUUACAGAACGAUACGUAUUUAACAACUGUUGCUUACAAAGAAACAUCGCAGGAUUUAACGUUUUCUUCCUUAACAAACAAAGCAACUGUUAAAACAACAGCCUCUUCCUCAACAAACACAACAACUGUUACAACACCAGCUAAUACGUCAGUAAAUCAUGGGCCAUCAUAUCUACAGACGUAUCUGAUUAUAACAUCAGCCGGUAUAGUUAUAGUUUUCAUUGGUAUAGCAUCAUUUGUUCUCUACCAAAAUCAAAGGCGUUAUAUCGCUGCUAUUCAGAAUCACCAGCAUCACAGAGAAAAUGACAGGAGGCCUACAGCAAACAGUUCCAUAACUAGUGGAUUAGAACAACAUGAGCAAAACCAUGAAACAAUUCCAAAGGCUCAAUAUGACAAAUCAGCUCACACUGACGUUCUUCGUCGUUCUCAAAUCGACAUUGAAUCAUCAACUAUUGCGAAUACUGAGUUAAAAUCAAUAAAAAGUUCGUAUCAACCAGAACCCGAACAAAACGCUGGCGAUUUGCCACUUCUAAGCAAUCAGUCAAGUAGUAUGAAUACUGGUAUUAGGAAUCAGUACGAACAGCUGACUGACAACUGGUCAAAUUGUUCACCAGUUUACCAACAGUGUGUGGAAAGUAGUGAUCAGACAGAACUGAAAAAUAAAAAGGUAGAUACUACACAGCAUAUUUACGAUGAAUGUGAUACAUCCGUGCCAAACUCUGGAGUAUACCAACCAUUAGUGAAGGGAUGUACAGAUUCUGUUCAAAGCUAUCUUUAAGAGGAAAUAAUCAUUUUCGAGUUCUGGCAUAUGUCUCUUAUUAAUGGGUGUUCUUGGAGACUUUAUAUUUACCUCUAAAACUCUUAAAGCUAACAUUUUGCCAAGUUCUUUCAAGAUUAGUUAUUGAUCUGCCUGUUGGUAAAGGCAUAGGCAUUGUUCUAUAUUAAACUACCCAUAAAAGAUACCCUUGAGGACGUCUUAUUUAAAAAAAAAACUCAAUAGAUAAGUGCCAGUUAGUUUAAAUAAUAUGUAUCGCUAAAACAAAUCAUCUUUAAAGGAGGUAUAAUAUUCAUAUAUAUAUAUCAAUCUUUGAUGAAGACGUAGAAAAUUAAGAUCGUUCAUGAUAAUAUCUCACAAAUAUUAAUAUAUUUAUAUGAUAAAUGCAUUUGCCUUGCCCCGAUUAUGUAUGCAAUUAUUGCAACUGAAUGAUAAACUCCAAAAUUAAUGCAGCGACUGGAGAUAUGUAUUGAAUGAACAACAGAUAAAAGCAUCGGACAUGUAUAUGUGUAUGUAUAAUCAAUUAUUUGCUUUGUGUUACUAGAUAAGUUAAAUUUUAAAUGUUAUUUGAGUAGAUUUGAUUUAGGAUGAAACUGAUAACAGAAAAUAUAGAUUUUUUGUUUAUUGUA
Mytilus californianus (California mussel) is the source of this 1848-nucleotide messenger RNA. RefSeq lists its product as uncharacterized. Lineage: Eukaryota; Metazoa; Mollusca; Bivalvia; Mytilida; Mytilidae. Gene Ontology annotation, cellular component: external side of plasma membrane. The record is from RefSeq and is a predicted model, not a curated record. Gene Ontology annotation, biological process: cell surface receptor signaling pathway; cellular response to lipopolysaccharide; negative regulation of T cell proliferation. Bases 26 to 1222 code for a protein of 398 amino acids. The transcript is spliced from 4 exons.